UAGAGCAGCACAAAUUAGGGCCCACCAAGAUAGAAUCAAGGGAGGAGUGAAAAUAGAAGAGUUGGGGGUUCGUAUGUCAGCAAUGAGGGCUUGAGCUUCAGCAAAGAAAGUAUCAAGCUUGAGAUGGCGCUUUAUAGAUAGACUGACCUACAACUCACUUUUGAACCAGUCAGUGACGAGAUUCCUUAAGGGGUGUGUGGGGGCUGUAAAAACCUUCACUGAGCUGCUGCAACUAAGAAUAUUAAACCUGCAACUGCCUGUCGGAUCAUUCUUGCAUUCUCCAGUGAAAGGAUGCUGGCACACUUGCUGUCAUUUGGCCACUCUCUGGUGCGAAGGAAAAAUGUGGAUUGUCUAGAGGAGUCCAAGCUGUGCCGCUGCCUCUCCACUUUGGACCUUAUCGCCCUGGGAGUAGGAAGCACACUUGGGGCUGGGGUCUACGUCCUUGCUGGAGAGGUUGCCAAGGGCAAUUCUGGUCCCAGCAUCGUGGUGUCCUUCCUCAUAGCUGCUCUGGCUUCUGUGAUGGCUGGCUUGUGCUAUGCUGAGUUUGGUGCUCGGGUGCCCAAGACUGGCUCAGCAUACCUGUACAGCUAUGUGACAGUAGGGGAACUCCUGGCUUUCAUCACAGGAUGGAACCUCAUACUGUCAUAUGUCAUAGGGACCUCGAGUGUCGCCAGAGCUUGGAGUGGAACGUUUGAUGAACUCAUAGGGGGCCAUAUAGAGAAGUUCUGCAAAAUGUAUUUCAGAAUGAGCCUGCCUGGCCUGGCUGAAUACCCGGACUUCUUUGCAGUUUGUCUUAUCUUACUGCUUUCAGGUCUUCUGUCUUUUGGGGUUAAAGAGUCAGCAUGGGUCAACAAAAUCUUUACAUCUGUAAACGUGCUCGUUCUUAUGUUCGUCAUCGUCUCCGGGUUUGUCAAAGGAGAUUCUCUUAAUUGGAACAUAUCAGAAGAAACCCUCAUAAAUGUCACUGCUAUGACAAGGAAUCUCUCUUACACUGUGAAUGUCACUAGCGAUUAUGGUACUGGAGGAUUUUUGCCUUAUGGCUUUGGGGGAACGCUAGCUGGUGCAGCCACAUGCUUCUAUGCCUUUGUAGGGUUUGACUGCAUUGCAACCACAGGUGAGGAGGUGAAGAAUCCUCAGAGGGCUAUUCCCAUCGGUAUCGUUAUAUCCCUGCUGAUUUGCUUCUUGGCUUACUUUGGUGUAUCUGCUGCCCUCACCUUCAUGAUGCCCUACUUUCUGCUGGAUGAGAAGAGCCCUCUGCCCAUGGCCUUUGAAUUUGUUGGCUGGGGACCUGCUAAAUAUGUGGUGGCAGUUGGCUCACUCUGCGCAUUAUCAACCAGUCUGCUGGGCUCCAUAUUCCCAAUGCCACGUGUAAUCUAUGCUAUGGCAGAGGAUGGUGUGCUUUUCAAAGUGUUAGCCCGAAUCAAUCCUAAGACGAAGACCCCACUUAUUGCCACAAUGACCUCCGGUGUAGUUGCAGCUAUCAUGGCUUGCCUCUUUGACCUUAAGGCCUUAGUGGACAUGAUGUCUAUCGGAACCUUGCUGGCCUACUCUCUGGUAGCUGCUUGUGUGCUUAUUCUCAGGUAUAGGCCAGACUCUGUGUCGGAGAGCACCGGGAUCAGUGAAGAAAGCAGGGAGUUGGGUGAGUCUGAGCUGACUGAGUCUGAGUCGCACCUCAACCGGCUGAAGGACAAGGAUGUGACAAAGCUGCACUCGCUCCUCAACCCCUCGCUGCAGCCCACCCAGGGCUCAUCCACUGCCGUCAACAUGGCUGUCGGGGUCAUAGUUAUCGUAGUGUGUCUCAUAAGUGCCCUCACUACACACUAUGGACAAGAUGUCCUUGCUUUGGAGCCCUGGGUCCUGGGGACGUUGGCGGCAUCCUUGGUCAUUUUUUUCACGUGUGUCUUCUUGGUUUGUAGACAACCACAGACCAGCAAGAAGGUGUCCUUUAUGGUUCCUCUAUUGCCCUUUCUCCCCAUCCUGAGUAUAUUUGUCAAUGUCUACCUCAUGGUGCAGCUGAGUGGAGACACAUGGAUCCGUUUCUCUGUUUGGAUGACUGUGGGUUUCCUCAUUUAUUUCGGUUAUGGGAUAUGGCACAGCAGUGAGCACCAGAGGCAGCUGCAGGGCCCUGAUGGCAUGCCAGAGAAAAAAAGGUUCGUAAAGGACGGCGGCGUGGAAACGUUAAUCCAUCCGGAGAAGACCAGUCAGUUUUAAAGGAUGGCUGAUUAUACUUAGUUUUACAGACCCUACACCAACUUCCAGUCUUGCUGAGCAGUGCACCUACCCCAGGUUGUGUUGGGGAUUAGGAUCGCUGUUCAAUAAUGUAUUGUAGCCGUUCUGACUGAUUAGUACCCUCAAGAGGGUUGUGAUGGGUUAAUGUUAAUAGACAAUGUAGGAAAUAUGAACUUAUCUCUGUCAUUACUGCUGUGCAUUUGUGCAUUAGUGAGUGUCUUAAUAAUUUCAGCUCUAAAUGAGCUUUUACAGAAUUUUAGACAGUAAACUACAAUUACCUCUAGUCUACAGUUACCUCUAAUUCAUAUGUAGUAUCUUUAAGAUAUUUCAAACAGUGAAUAGUUAGCUCCGAGAGCAUUCACUACUUGAGAAUAAUCUGUCAGACUUUACUGAUGAAUUUUUUUUUCUGUUAUUUUGUUUUAUUUUAAUGACCAUAACUAUGAGUAUUCACAGUAUUUCUAAUCCAAAAAAGCCUUUUUUUUUUGCCACAUUUUUCUUUCCUUACCUUUUCCCUUCAAAGCGCAUAUUAUAUGAUAAUUACCCAUUUCCCAUUUAUACUUUUACUUUCAAAGUGGCAUGUAGUAGAAUUAGGAUGUUUGGAACUCUGUCUUGGCAGUCUAACUCUAAGAUUACAUUCCAUUUGCUGACUGUUUUAUAACUGGGUUAUUUAACUGUCCUGUUUUUUUAUUGUCUUAUGUACAGGUAGUUCUAAUACCAACUCAAUGUUCUUUCAUGCCCACAAAAGUGUAAAGUAUGUCAAUCAAACUCAGGCAGAAGCUUGUCCUCAUAUAAGUUGAGAAAAAAUAAGUGUUACGUUUGUACUCUGCAAUCAAGACGUUUUUUUUUUUCUUUUUUUAUUCUUUAUAUAAGUGCAUUUAGAUAUAAAGCUAUUUGUAAAAAAAAAAUGCCAAAAAAGAAAGAAAAUCCCAGAACAGAUAUAUAAAAAUAUCUUUGCAUUGGCAUUAAAUGCACCAUGCAUUAUUUUUUGACUAUAAUCUGGAUGGUUUCACAUAUCCUAAUAUGGUUUCACAUAUCUUUUCUUUCCCAUUGUGCUUCUGUUAAAAUGCAUUCACUAGUACAAAAUGGCACCCCAACAGCUUUGCCUUAAUCAUGCCCUGUAUGUCUUACUGCUGUGGUCCAUGGUUUCAGUGUUAUCCAGCUGAUGUACACAACUGAUGCUUUGAUACCAGCAGGCAUGAUUGGCCAAGUAUGCCCAAAUCAAGAACCUUUUUCUUCUUGCUGUUUUCCGUCUCAAUCGUUGUUCGGAGUUGUAGUUGGCUUGACUAGAAUUUUGAAAACCUGAAAGAAUAAAAAUAGCUAAUCAAGAGAUUUA
Molecule: messenger RNA, 3562 nt
Organism: Electrophorus electricus (electric eel)
Lineage: Eukaryota; Metazoa; Chordata; Actinopteri; Gymnotiformes; Gymnotidae
Gene: slc7a2
Product: solute carrier family 7 member 2
Biological process (GO): L-arginine import across plasma membrane; L-ornithine transmembrane transport
Cellular component (GO): plasma membrane
Molecular function (GO): L-arginine transmembrane transporter activity; L-lysine transmembrane transporter activity; L-ornithine transmembrane transporter activity
Source: RefSeq, a predicted model, not a curated record